GGGGCCUUGUGUGAUUGACAGGUGAAAGGCCGGCGGACGGCUGCUGUGUGGCGGCAGUUUGAAACAAACGGCCGAACUGCUAAAGCUCGCGUGGUGGGUGCGGUGCAGUGCGGGCGGUAGCCAGCCAGCCAGCCAGCGGGAAUGGCCAAGACGGACGAGAGGAGGAAACAGAUCUCCAUUAGCGGCAUCGCCACUUUGGAGAAUGUGGCGGGGUUGAAACUUGGGUUUAACCGGCACCUGCAUUUCACGCUGGCGAAGGACCGCAACGUGGCCAACACGAGGGACUACUACUUCGCCCUGGCCCACAUCGUCCGCGACCAUCUUGUGGGACGCUGGAUACGCACCCAACAAUACUACUUCGAGAAUAACCCAAAGCGGAUUUACUAUUUGUCUCUGGAGUUCUACAUGGGUCGUACCUUGCAAAAUACGAUGAUUAAUUUAGGUCUGGAAAGUUCAUGCGAUGAAGCCAUGUAUCAGAUUGGUUUGGACAUUGAGGAACUGGAGGAAAUGGAAGAAGAUGCUGGUCUCGGCAAUGGAGGCUUAGGAAGGCUUGCAGCCUGUUUCCUUGAUUCCAUGGCGACAUUGGGCCUGGCUGCAUAUGGGUAUGGCAUAAGAUAUGAAUAUGGAAUUUUUAAUCAGAAGAUCAAAGAUGGGUGGCAGGUGGAGGAACCUGAUGCCUGGCUGCGACAUGGCAACCCUUGGGAGAAAGCUCGGCCUGAGUACGUAAUACCUAUUAGCUUCUAUGGUCAUGUACAUCAUUCCAAAAAUGGAGCCAAAUGGGUGAAUACCGAGAUAGUUCUUGCCAUGCCAUAUGAUACACCAAUUCCAGGAUAUCUGAACAAUACUGUGAAUACUAUGAGGCUGUGGUCUGCCAAAGCUCCAAAUGACUUCCAUUUGCAUCGCUUUAACGUUGGGGACUACAUCGAAGCUGUGUUGGACAGAAGUAUUGCUGAAAAUAUUAGCAGAGUUCUCUACCCGAAUGACAAUUUUUUUGAGGGUAAAGAGUUGAGACUAAAGCAGGAGUAUUUUGUUGUGGCUGCCUCUCUCCAUGAUAUUGUUCGUCGUUUCAAGGCUUCGAAGUUUGGUUGUCAAGAUAAUAUUCAGAUUUGUUAUGACACAUUCGCUGACAAGGUGGCAAUCCAGCUGAAUGAUACCCAUCCUGCCUUGGCGAUUCCUGAGUUAAUGAGGAUUCUAGUGGACCUUGAUAAUCUUCAUUGGGAUCAGGCUUGGACUAUUACCAAGAAUACAUUUGCAUACACCAAUCACACAGUUUUGCCCGAGGCCCUUGAACGGUGGCCUGUGCAGCUCAUUGAGAAACUCUUGCCCAGACAUCUGGAGAUUAUUUACGAGAUUAACCAAAGGCAUCUAGAGAAUAUCAAAAAUUUAUUUCCUGGUGAUGAACAGCGUUUAAUGCGAAUGAGUUUAAUAGAAGAGGGUGUGGAAAAGAAGAUAAAUAUGGCACACCUCUGCAUUGUGGGUUCACAUUCAGUGAAUGGCGUAGCCAGGAUCCAUUCCACAAUCAUCAAAAAUCAGGUUUUUAAGGACUUUAGUGACAUUGAACCAAUAAAAUUUCAGAAUAAAACAAAUGGAAUUACUCCGAGGAGAUGGCUUUUGCUCUGCAAUCCAUCACUGGCUGCCCUCAUAGCUGAGAAAAUAGGAGUGGACUUCAUUAAAGAACUGGACCAGCUACAGAAACUGCAUGCCUUCGUAAAUGAUGGUCAAUUCGUUGAGGAGAUUAUGACGGUGAAAAUGAGAAAUAAAAUCAAACUUGCUACCAUGCUGGAAAAAGACUAUGGGAUCCCAAUCGAUGUAACGUCCAUGUUUGAUGUUCAUGUGAAACGAAUCCAUGAGUACAAACGGCAGCUCAUGAAUUGCCUUUAUAUCAUUGUCAUGUACAAUCGAAUUAGGAAGAACCCAAACAAGCCGUUUGUUGCAAGAACUGUUAUGAUUGGGGGUAAGGCUGCUCCUGGCUAUCAUAUGGCUAAAUUGAUUAUUAAACUUAUCACAUCUGUGGCAGAUGUAGUGAACAAUGACCCUGUAAUUAACAAGAAGUUGAAGGUUGUUUUUCUGGAAAACUACAGAGUUUCACUUGCUGAGAAAGUCAUCCCAGCAACAGACCUGUCACAGCAAAUCUCUACAGCUGGCACAGAGGCCUCUGGCACAGGGAAUAUGAAGUUCAUGUUGAAUGGUGCUCUGACGAUUGGCACCAUGGAUGGCGCAAAUGUGGAGAUGGCAGAAGAGGCUGGUGAAAACAAUUUGUUCAUCUUUGGCAUGAGGGUUCAAGAUGUAGAGGAACUGGACAAGAAGGGAUAUAAUGCUACGCAAUUUUAUGAAAAGAUUCCAGAACUGAAGCAGGUGAUCGAUCAGAUUGCGGGUGGAUAUUUUUCUCCUGAUCGACAGGAUCUUUUCGGAGAUAUUCUGUCCAUGCUCUUUCACCAUGAUAGGUUCAAAGUGUUCGCUGAUUUUGAAUCGUACAUGGAAUCUCAGGAGAAAGUUAACCAGUUAUAUCAGAACCCACGUGAAUGGGCCAAGGUGGCUAUUAAAAACAUUGCUUCCUCUGGGAAGUUCUCCAGUGAUCGUACUAUCACUGAAUAUGCCCGUGAAAUCUGGGGUGUAGAACCCAAAGCCUUGAUGAUUCCUCAUCCAAAUGAACCAAAGGAUACCUAGAACUCUAUAAGCCUUGGGCAUUUUAUGUGAUACAAUUCAAGGCGCAGAGGGGAAUAACAACAUUUUGAUUGCCUUUUUUUCCAAUUAUAACCAAAUCUAGUAUUUUAAGCUUGAAAUUUAGUAAUGCUUCAAAUUGUUUGCCAUUUACAGUUGGAAAUAUUUAGCAAUUAGAGGACUUAAUUUCCAUUGACUGUCAAACAGUUUUUUGCCUGUGCAUCACAAAGGCAUACGCAGUAUUUUUACUGAAAAAAAUAGAAUUUUAAUUGAAAUAACCUUUUUAGAAAACGUGUUUAUUGGAAAUAGAUGGCUUAAGAAAAUAACAAUGACUACAUUUCUGGGUGAUUAAUCCAGCAUCUAAUUCAAAGAUUUAAAAAAUGUAAUUGUUCAAAUUUUGACGUAUAAAAUUACUUG
Messenger RNA from Amblyraja radiata (thorny skate), 3078 nucleotides. Its product is annotated as glycogen phosphorylase, brain form. The record is from RefSeq and is a predicted model, not a curated record. The coding region runs from base 142 to 2667 and encodes 841 amino acids. Gene Ontology annotation, biological process: glycogen catabolic process. Gene Ontology annotation, molecular function: glycogen phosphorylase activity; pyridoxal phosphate binding. NCBI's taxonomy places the organism in Eukaryota, Metazoa, Chordata, Chondrichthyes, Rajiformes, Rajidae. The transcript is spliced from 20 exons. Gene Ontology annotation, cellular component: cytoplasm.